Tripterygium wilfordii is the source of this 983-nucleotide messenger RNA. RefSeq lists its product as uncharacterized. The coding region runs from base 99 to 608 and encodes 169 amino acids. The record is from RefSeq and is a predicted model, not a curated record. NCBI's taxonomy places the organism in Eukaryota, Viridiplantae, Streptophyta, Magnoliopsida, Celastrales, Celastraceae. The transcript is spliced from 2 exons. Gene Ontology annotation, molecular function: protein binding.
GGUUUGAAUUACCAGAAACCCUACUCCCUCUCUAGUCUUGUCUGCUUUCUCCAGAAACUUCUUUUACAGGCCCUAGAAGGAAAGAAAGAGAAAAAACGAUGGUGAGCGAUGUUGAAUCCAAGAAGAGCAAUGACAGUAUCAAGUUCUUGUGCAGUUACGGAGGCAAGAUCGUUCCUCGUUCGAUGGACGGGAAGCUACGUUACGUCGGUGGACUCAACAGAGUUCUCUCCGUCGAUCGUUUCGUUUCUUUUGCUGAACUGAUGGUCAAGCUCGGUGAGUUAUGCGGAUACUCCGUUACGUUGACGUGCCAGUUACCCGGCGGAGACUUGGAGACAUUAAUUUCCGUCAAAUCUGACGAGGAUUUGGCGAAUAUAAUUGAAGAAUAUGAUCGAGCUUCCUCAGGUUCAAAAAUCAGAGCCGUUCUUUCCCCUCCGAAAUCGCUCAAACAGAUUUCCCCUCCUCCGUCAAAUAAUUCCAGCAUCAACUUUUCUCCAACCAAACAGCCUUUCACGGCGGCCGUGAAUCAUCAGUACUUUGUUCCUCGGCGUUCUUCGCCGCAGUUCGGCUAUCCAGUUGGCGCUUACAGAGAGUGUUGCAGGGGGUGCUGAUCUCCUCGGCAUAUUCAGGGGAACUAUUGGAACCCUAAUUGCCAUAACAAUUACUGGCAUUGACGGAAAGAAUCCUAAAAGCUGGAGGACCACACAAAUUUAUACACAGACAACUACGUUGAACAAUUUAAUCAAAAAGCCUAAAAAAAGAGCUAAAAUUUUGGUGUUUGAGAUUUGUAUGUAUAUAGAGGGUAGUUUUGUUAAAUCUGGAAGAAUCAUUAUACAUAUGUGCCUGAUUCGGUGAUUCGCGGCCGUAUUCCUGUAAUUGGAAUCAAUUUUGCUGUUUGGGUUUCCGGCGGGGAUUCUAAUUCCGCCGGUUACACUCGGAAUUGCCGUCAGGGUUCCAUCAAUGGGGAAUUUUUUUUUUUAUCUUUU